Molecule: messenger RNA, 2272 nt
Organism: Mercenaria mercenaria
Lineage: Eukaryota; Metazoa; Mollusca; Bivalvia; Venerida; Veneridae
Exons: 15
Coding region: 137-2182 (681 amino acids)
Source: RefSeq, a predicted model, not a curated record
GAUGCGACAUUUUGAAUAGCAACAAAAAGCCCCCCUACUACAUAAAGGUAGAACCUCGUGUACUAAACUUAAAAGGGCAGAGUUUACCGUUUUCAGUGUUUUAUUUCUGGGUACUCCGUCUAGAUAACAAGAAAACAUGACGACUGUUGGAAUUGUAUUUGCACAUUGUCUGGUUUUUGCGGUUGUUUCAGCAGCCACACAAGACUGGAACACAUACCAGCCAAUGAGUCACUGUACUACACUGGACGAACACGGUUGUUACUCAUGCAAAAUGUGUCUAACUAAGGUUGCCGCACCAUCUUGUGCGACAGCAGCACCGACCCCUGCAGUCAAAAUAAUACACGAGCCAUGUGAUUGUGGUAAACACCAAACUACCACGAUACCUACAACAACCACUGAACCGACGACGACGACUUCAACAACGACACAACCGACUACUACCACAACAAAGGCUAAAACACCGAAAGCCCAGCCUACUACCACUACAACAAAAGCCACCACCACCACAACAACAACUGCUAGAGCUACAUCAACAGCUGCUCAGUCAGGUAGUCAAAGUAAAUCACAAAGUGGAAAUCAGUCGGGGGCGAAUAACUCCACUUAUACCUGGAGUAAAGGGCCACUGAUAGAAUAUGAGUCAUCAACAACUGUAACAACUGAAGGAGAUAAAGAGACAACUGUGACUACCAAUAUUACAAAGGCUGAUGGCGUUGAGGUCAACAGGACUAUUGACACAACAGUUACAAACCAUGGGCAUGUUGUUAGUCAUAACACGAAAGUUGUCGAUGGGAACAAGAGCGCUGGUGCCUGGCACGGUGGUCACAACAGCUCCUCCUCCUCAUACGGGGGAAAUAACUCUUCAAGUACAACUUCCACACAUUCCAGCAAUCAGUCUGGUUCCUCUGGUCACAAUAGCACAGCUGGUUCCGGUGGGCAUCAUGGCGGUCAUUCUGGACAUGCAAAUAGUAGUUCAAAGUCGAGUUCCUCUUCAUCAAGUAGCACAAACCAGUCAUCCUCGUCAGGAUCUACAGCGGCCAAUCAAACUUCAGGAUCGUCAGGCAGCGGACACAAUGGUACUAGUGGUUCAGGACAUUCCGGUUCAAAUAGCUCAGGAUCGAACUCGUCAAGUUCAACUUCCCAUUCAUCUUCCUCCUCGUCACAAAGUGGAAAAUCUUCUUCCAAUAAUUCAGGUUCCGGUAUGAGCAGCACGGCAGCCAGCACAGCAGCAUCUACAGCAGCAAGUACCGCCGGUCACAAACAACACACCACCAAACAGCCGGGUACCACGGCAAAAUCUUCCAGUCAUAAUUCCGGAAGUCAUUCAGGCAGCUCUCAUCAAUCCGGUAGCCAUUCAAGUAACCAGUCCGGAAGUAGCUCUGCGUCUGCGCAAACAACAGAGAAAACUCAGCAUCAUAACCACCACCACCGUACAACCAAGGCAGCUGUUAAAGCCGCAACUACACAUAAGCCGAUAACACACAAGCCAACGACCACACACAAGCCAACCACUACACACAAACCAACCACUACACAUAAACCUACAACUACACACAAGCCAACAACAUCCACCACCACCACACAAAAGCCAACUACUACACACAAACCAACAACAACGACAAAGGCAACAACAACAACAAAACCAACAACAACCACAGCAGCCAAAACCACAGAGAAAUCAAGCUCCUCCCAUUCUUCCCAUCUAAGCUCAUCCCAUCAGUCUGGUUCCCAUUCUUCUUCAAGUGGAAGUUCAAGCUCUCAUCAGUCUGGUUCCUCUUCCUCACAACAAUCUGGGCAACAGUCGGCAUCAAAUAAGACGAGCUCCAAUCAACACAUGACUAAACCUACGGCGCCACCACACAUGACCCAACCAACGGCGCCACCACACAUGACCAAACCAACGGCGCCACCACACAUGACAAAACCAACAGCACCGCCACAUAUGACCAAACCAACGGCGCCACCACACAUGACAAGGCCAACAGCCCCAAGAAUGACAAAGCCAACUGUAUUGUCCGUGUCCAGUACACCAGCACCACAAACUACAACAAUUGCACAAGGACCGACAACGACAUGGAAUGGAAUAUGCCCAGAUUUUCCGGCAGACUGUCCAGCAGCUAACGGAUGUGCAACAUUUGAUGAGAACUGGUGUCCGAUCUGUGUAUGCCCUACUGGUAAAAAAUAGAUCUUCAACAAAUAUAUCCACAGCAACAGAUGUAAUCUCCUGACAAUUAUGUGUUCAAAUUAUGUUAAUAAAUAUAUGUGCAUCGAUAAA